UCAGUGACAUCUACGAAAACAAAUCGGCCACCUCAUCUCUUCUGUCAGUUUUUACUACUUUUUAUUCUGGCAAAAAAUAUAAAGCAAUUUUAGAAAAUUUAUUAAGAUAAAAUGAAAGUAAUCGCCGCUUUAAUUCUUUUAUUGUGCGCAUUAAUAAAUUAUGUGAAUUGUGUCAUGUUUCAUCUGACGCCAAAUACACAAAAAUGUCUUAAAGAAGAUAUACAGGCCAACCAACUGGUAAUGGGCGAAUAUGAAGUUUCUGAUGUUCCCGGACAAGUGAUUGAUUAUAUUGCACGAGAUACUAAAGGUCAUAUUUUGUCACAAAAAGAGCAUAUAACGAAAGGAAAAUUCAGUUUUAUGUCUGAAGUUUAUGAUACUUACGAAAUUUGUUUUAUUUCUAAGGUUCCACCACACCAACGAGGUAUUGCUCAGGAAGUAUCAUUGGUAACUAAGAAAGGUGUCGAAACAAAGAGCUACGAAGGUAUAGCUGAAGCCUCAAAAAUAAAGCCCUUAGAAGUUGACUUGAAACGUUUAGAAGAUUUGUCCGAUUCUAUUGUUAGAGAUUUUGCUUUAAUGCGUAAACGUGAGGAAGAAAUGAGAGACACUAAUGAGAAAACAAACAGCCGAGUUUUGUUCUUUAGUAUUUUCAGUAUGUGCUGCCUUUUGGGAUUGGCAACAUGGCAAGUCCUCUAUUUGCGCAGAUAUUUUAAAGCUAAAAAACUAAUUGAAUAAAUUAUAACAAUAUUCUUUAUUUCCGUUCCGUGUGGAUCGUGAAAUUUUCGACCAGAAAUGCUAAAAACUCUGGUCAAUGGUCACUUUAUAAAUUUCAUUUAAAGUAGUAUUCACUAUUUUCUCCCGUCUUACCAUUUAAAUUAAAUAAAUGUUUCUUAAUUUUAUGACGCUA
Molecule: messenger RNA, 904 nt
Organism: Lucilia cuprina (Australian sheep blowfly)
Lineage: Eukaryota; Metazoa; Arthropoda; Insecta; Diptera; Calliphoridae
Gene: bai
Product: transmembrane emp24 domain-containing protein bai
Exons: 5
Coding region: 112-732 (206 amino acids)
Biological process (GO): endoplasmic reticulum to Golgi vesicle-mediated transport; intracellular protein transport; Golgi organization
Cellular component (GO): COPII-coated ER to Golgi transport vesicle; endoplasmic reticulum-Golgi intermediate compartment; endoplasmic reticulum
Source: RefSeq, a predicted model, not a curated record